AUGUUCAAUGACAGCGUCACCGUCAAUAUUCCUCUUAAAUCUGACGAUGACACUGAAGCAAAUAUUAAUAACGAUCCGCCUGCUUAUCAAAAUCCACAUCUUGACUUUAAUGAAGGACGGAAAGAUUUUAGCAUUGCUAUUGUAUUUGGGAUACAUAUUAUUGUCGUCAUCGUCGUGGGCAUAGUUUUAGGUUUACCGAUUGUGCUUCAGCAUAUGAAACAAAUUUCUUUAGCGAAACGACUCCGACUAUCGGCUGAUUUCGGCAUCAAACAUUUCGUUUACUCAUUGAGUGGUGCAGCAGUUGUCGCAUGUACUGUUGAUGAUUGGUGGUUUAGUAAUGACGAUUGUAGACUCUACGGAAUGAGCAAUAGUAUCAAGCGUGCAUUCACGACAAACCUAGGAACUAUCUGUUUUGGUUCACUUUUUCAAGCCAAAAUAAAAACUUUACGGUUUUUUACAGGUGAUGAACGUAGAAAAAGUAUUAUAGCCUACGCUAUUGACGCACUUACUGGUGAAGGAUUUGUUCAAGCUAGUCGAAGUUUUAUAAAACUGUUUGAAGAACAUGGCUGGACAGCAAUCAUCAAUGAUAGUAUUAUCGGAACUACUUUAAUGUUUAUCAAUAUUGGAAUAGGUGUUAUUUCAGCUGACGGCGGCGGCUCUAUUAUCUACAUUACGAUGAUCCAAUCACCGGAAAAACGUUUUCCUGUAAGUUGGGUGUCUCUAAUUAGUUUUGAAAUCGGUAUAUUUAUGAGUUCAAUCAUUACAACGCUUUUGACAUCAUGUGUACGUACAAUAUUCAUUUGCUUUGCUCUGCAUCCAGCAGCAUUAGGUGCGAACCAUCAUGAACACUUGGAGGAAUUGACCACAGUUUGGCACAAGUUCUAUCCGGAAGAAUUCGCCAGUAGCGGCUAUGCAAAUCAAUU
Messenger RNA from Rotaria socialis, 923 nucleotides. NCBI's taxonomy places the organism in Eukaryota, Metazoa, Rotifera, Eurotatoria, Philodinida, Philodinidae. The record is from the annotation of a GenBank genome assembly.